UAUUUGUAUAUCACACGAAGUUACAGCAUGAUUCACUGUUCGCUCACUACCAGUAUGUUUACAAACAGUAGGUGAUUGGCAGACCGAGCGGCAUUACACGCAGUUUUCAUAUCGCUCAAUAAGUUUCGAAGCACACUGAAUCAUACUAGCUUAAGCCACGUUAACAGUAUCAUUAUUGAGAUUGAACGACAGUUCCGAAAUCAUCAAACCAUAGCAGCACAACUCAUGCAGUUCUAGCCUCGCCACGCGUCGCAAUGGAUCUCUUUCUGCUGUUCGCCACCGUUGCCUUACUGGUGGCUUACGGAUACUAUCGCCUGCGAAAACAACUCACAUUUUGGGCGGACCGAAAUGUGCCCCACAAUCCGCCCAAUUUUGAACGGAAUCUGGAUCCGUCCAUUCAUAUGGGACGAAAACUGCAGAAGUACUAUCACCAAUUCAAGGGCCAGUACCCAUUCGCCGGUCACUACUUUUUCAUCAAACCGGUCGCGCUGGCAAUCGACCUGGAGUUGUUGAAGUGCAUCUUCGUGAAGGAUUUCCAGUACUUUCAUGAUCGUGGUACGUAUUACAAUGAAAGGGAUGAUCCCCUGUCGGCUCAUCUGUUCAAUCAGGAGGGCACAAAGUGGCGUAAUCUUCGGAUGAAGCUUUCACCGACCUUCACAUCGGGUAAAAUGAAAAUGAUGUACCCGGCGAUGAUCAAAGCCGGUAAACAGUUCAGUGACUAUAUGGAAGAGAAAGUUUCAAUGGAGAGUGAGCUUGAACUGAAGGAUUUGCUCGCACGAUUUACGACGGAUGUGAUCGGAAUCUGUGCCUUCGGGAUUGAGUGCAACUCGAUGAAGGAUCCAAAUGCACAGUUUAGACGGAUGGGACGACGGCACUUUGAGGAUCCCCGGAACCGCAUGAAAGAUAUUAUGUGCAUGGUAGCUCCGCGGAUUUCGCGCUUUUUGCGCUUGAAGCAGGUCAUUCCGGAGUUGGCGGAUUUUUUCACAGCCGUCGUUCGGGAGACCAUUGACUAUCGCGUUAAGAAUAAUGUCAGUCGAAACGAUUUCAUGGAUUUAUUAAUCGCUAUGAUGAAGAGUGAAAAUUCGGAGCUAGGUCCACUAACAUUCAAUGAAAUAGCAGCGCAAGCUUUUGUGUUUUUCGUAGCCGGGUUCGAAACAUCAUCUACCACUAUGACUUGGGCAUUGUACGAGCUCUCAAUUAAUCCGGAUAUUCAAGAGAAAGGUAGACAAUGUGUUCAGGAGGUGCUGAAUAAACAUAGCGGGGAAUUGACCUACGAAGCAAUCAUGGAGAUGUCCUACAUUGACCAAAUUCUGCACGAAACUCUACGUAAAUAUCCACCGGUCCCAGUUCACUUCCGUAUCGUAACCAAAGACUACCUCGUUCCGGGAACCAGUACUACCUUACCGGCGGGGACCAGCGUUAUGAUUCCCGUGUAUGCUGUCCACCACGAUCCGGAAAUAUUUCCAGAUCCGGAAAGGUUCGAUCCGGACCGAUUUACUGCAGACGCAAUCGCCCAGCGCCACCCGUACGCGUGGACACCGUUUGGUGAGGGACCCCGGAUUUGCGUCGGUAUGCGGUUCGGUUUGAUGCAAGCUCGCAUCGGGCUGGCUCUACUAUUGAGGAGUUUUCGUUUUAGCAGCGGAGAGAAAUCGACGGUGCCGUUGGAUUUUACCCCGAAAAGCUUCAUUCUAGCACCUGCCGAAGGGCUCUGGCUGAAGGUGGAUAAAAUAUAAGGUUUUCCUCGCAUAUUUUGCUAUCGAUUAUAUUCAACUGUUAGAUGUACUUUCAUUAAAUCUUACGACAAAUAUACUCUUAACUAGUCCCGGACAUCUUAAA
Topomyia yanbarensis is the source of this 1836-nucleotide messenger RNA. Its product is annotated as probable cytochrome P450 6a23. The coding region runs from base 255 to 1733 and encodes 492 amino acids. Lineage: Eukaryota; Metazoa; Arthropoda; Insecta; Diptera; Culicidae. The record is from RefSeq and is a predicted model, not a curated record. The transcript has 3 exons. Gene Ontology annotation, molecular function: heme binding; iron ion binding; oxidoreductase activity, acting on paired donors, with incorporation or reduction of molecular oxygen.